CACACUGCGACUUGUUCAUCAUCUCCACCCCCGGUGAACGGAUACUUCUGCGGGCGGGCCGCUGCCUCCACCGCCGGUCUGAACCGGCUUCGCGUGACAUGAACGUCGCUCGUCCCCGCGGCUCAUGACUCUCCGCCUGCAGGCCUCAACGCAGCAUGUUGCCACCUGUCCACACUCCAGGAUCUCCAGCGGGCAGACGGUGAGGACCGGUCGCCGCGAUGCGAUGUGUGUGAGGGACCAGUGGCAGUGUUGCGGCCCCAGGCGGGAUGCUGCUGACGGCCGCAUGUGUCCAAAGGGCUGCAUCUGCCAACGCGACCUCCACCUCCACGGCCUCAACGUGACCUGCAGUCAGUCCCGCCUCAAGGAGAUCCCCCCGAGCCUCCCGCUGGACACCGUCCUGCUGAGGCUGGACCACAACCAGAUCGGCGCCGUGCCGGAUCAAGCCUUCCACGGACUGCGGCUCUUGAGAGAACUCAACCUCUCGUACAACGCGGUGGAGACCUUGGGGGAAGGCGCCUUCAGCGGCAUCGAGGCCACGUUGCAGGUGCUGGACCUCUCCCACAACCGCAUCACUAGCGUCCACAAGGAUGCCUUCGCUCGGCUCAAGGCCCGCGUCAUCGUGGACGAUAACCCCUGGCACUGCGACUGCGCCCUCCAGCAGGCCAUCGGCGGGAUGUCGCACAACCACGAGGCCGCCGUCCGGGUCCUCUGCAGUAGCUCGGAGCUCCGCGACCACGAGGGUCGACCGUUCUUGGCGGUGGAUACCGACCUCUGUAGCCUGGCCAAAAGGACCACAGACUACGCCAUGCUGGUGACCAUGUUCGGCUGGUUUGCCAUGGUCAUCUCCUACGUCGUGUAUUACGUCCGUCAGAACCAGGAGGACGCCCGGCGCCACCUGGAGUACCUCAAGUCGCUGCCCAGCAAUCCCAAGAAACCCGACGAGGCCGGCGACAUCAGCACCGUCGUCUGACGGCGGUUUCCAAGCGACACCGAACGAACGCCAAAAUGUUUAUUGUAACCGGACCCACAUUUGUAGUGUUUACUAUUCCAAACUUGUAGGUGACGUGAGCAUCAACUCUUUGUAUUUUAGGGAUUGUGUCUUAUGUUCUUACCGGUUUGUUGACGUCUGAUCUGAGAUGAGAAGGAAGGCCAGAGAGUCGAAGAGUCGAACACCGACAUUGUCUUUUCUACAACAACAAAAAUUGCAUACGGAGCUUUGAACAUUUUAAUCUCAGGUUCAAACAUUGACAUGAUAAUGGCUUUUUAUAGAUGAAAAUUUGGAAUCUCUGAUAAAAAAAGAAGAAAUAUAUGUGUAAGACUUGACACCCUAAACUUCAUUUCCCAGAGCCCUCGUUUUGGUAUCUCAAAGCUCCGCGUCAAAAUGUACACCGGGUUUGGCGAACACUCGUUAAACCGACCGCUUCUUUCAUUCCCCUUCAAAUUAACUGGAAACUGAAAUUUAUAUUGACAGCAUUUCUGAGGCUAUUGCCUGCUUAUGGAGACCAUUUGAUCUGUACAUUGUGUUAUAUUUUCGACCAGUAAGGCCUUGGAUAUGGGGUAUUAAGUAGUCAUAUCUCCCCGCUUGCCGGGAGCUUUUUAUUCAGACAAUUCCAAAUGAAAUAAACAAUUCUUAAGAGACGGGUAAGCACUCACAGAAGCAUGGAGUACACCAUGUCGCAGGUAAAGAGAAUACUGGAUGCUAAUGGAAACCCAUUUCUGUCACGAAACAAAUUAAAAGGUUCGAAAUUAUUAUUUUGUAAAUAUUUUGACUUUCUAAGUGCAAAUAUAAUGUGUCAAAAUGACGACCUGUCAUAGGGAAACCUUUUAAUCCUCUAUCGUUGCAAUGUGGGUGGAAUGUGCAAAUGAAAAAUAUUCGGCAAAGUUCCUUUCCCACUCAAAGUGAUCAUUAAAUUAAGUGAUAGUGAGUCAAAAUUAUCGCUAGCUUUUACUGCCAAUAUGAAGUUGACAUUUAAAGAAUGUAUUGCCCCAAACUGAGAAACAAUACUUGUAUUUAAAUGUAGCAAGUGGCCAUGGUGUCAGCCGGAUAAUCUAUAUUGAGCAGCUAUUGGAGAAUAAUGCACUCUGUGGAGGUAAAUGUUGGUGCAUAUAGCCCAUGCAUUAUUUUUCAAUAAUGGCAUUAUGGCAUAUGCAUUGUGUACAGAAAUGUGAUGGUUGUAAUCCGAAUUAUGAUUUGUGAUGAGGCUUGAGGAUACAGCUUUUUAGCUAAAAUUACAGGGUAAAUUGGUGGCUCCUGAGUAGCUCCGGGAUUAAUCAUUGAGGAGAUUUUAUGAGAAGAAUUUAUUGAUGUUGGACAUAACAAUGACCAUAUUUUGUUGGUUUUUACUAAAUGCAAAAAGAUUGAGUUUCAACAGGAAACCUUUACAGCCACUUAUCACUUUAUCCGUUCAUAUCAAGAAACUGUUUUUGUGACACACUAUCAGUAUAUUAAAUUAAAACGAGAAACCUUUUGUCAUUAUAACGACUCGGCAGUUUAGCUCAUUAAAACAAUAUUAUAAUGUCAUGAGAAAUAAAUGACUCAAUCAAAGCCUGAAAAGAAGACACACGACCAAACCAUGAGCUCAUAGUCAUAAAAUAACAUAAAAUAACACCACAUUCUUACUCCCCAACGACUAAAAACCCGGAUGGAAGUAGCUCUGAUCUGAAUGUUAGAAUGGUCGCCCUCACUCAUCACUAGAUGCACUCACAGCCAAUAAGCUUUACAAGCAAUAGUGAGUGAAUUACAGGCGCCGCACUGUAAUGCUCUGGGGUUUCUAACCCCACAUUCCUGACAUGAAUGUUUCUGGAUGAAGUGAUAUUCUGUCUUAACAAAAAGUUUCCUGUUCAUACUUAAUAAAUUGGUUUAUAUAAAAAAAAAGAAGGAAAAAAUACAUCAUUAUGACACGAUAAUAUCUUUUUGAUAUGAGACGCUGAGCAAAUAGCUUUUGUAACGACGUCAACACAACCUGCCAAACGAGUGAGUCAUCCCCAUCAGCAGCUCGGUCACUCCACCCAAACACGCGGCGGCACAUCAUUACCGAUCCACACGCCCUGAACGGUUGCCCUGGCAACCAAAGUAACAAUCAAAAUCAUUGUUAAUUGAUUUUUAUUUAAGAUUAAUGUUUAUGUAUCUAUGAUUGAUGGAUCUGACGCGCAAUGACAUAUUUUUUUAAUUAUUAAUUAUUUUUAUUAUCAAAACCAAUGGUACAUUUAUCGAACGAGGGAUAUGUCACAGUAAGUAAUUAUUUAAAAGAUAUCCCCAUAGACUUCUUUCUACAAACGCAUCCAUGCAGGGUUGACAUCCCAGUUGUGGGUGUGGCCUCCUCUGACCAGGCCCAACAGUGUGCGGGGUCAGAGGUGAAGCUCGCUUGACCGUGUGGACCAGAUAGAGCAGUGAAAAGCAGCAGGACACACCAUUUCAACAUCAGUAUCAUAAGAACAAAUAUGUCAUUGCAGGUCAACAACACCAAAGGUUUCUCCAGUUUUAGUGAAGAGCUUUCUUGGGCGAUACAGCUUUCUUUUUCCCCCCAGAAUUUGAAGGACAACCAGUGUAGUGCUUUGCCCCUCUACAGCAUCCCCUCAAUUACAUGUCAAUUUUGGGCUACUCAACCUAAAAAUGUACAAACAUUAUUUUUUUCUUUAUGCCUUAAAACAUUAACAAACGUGCGACAGUGAUCUGGAAGGAAAUGGUAUCCAGAAUAUACAUCGAUUUAAAAAAAUGUAUCUGUCUGCCGGAAUAGCUAUGGCAGGAAACUAUGGCAUAUUCUUAGAGAAUAAAAAAACUUUAAUUAAUGAUGACCUUGAAUGUUAAGCGGUAUUGAACAGUAGAUUUCUUCUCUGAACUUGAAUGAGUGAGACGGUUCAUUCUUGACCUUGGGAAAAGUAGUUUCCACAAAAUAAUCUUGACUCACUUCACAAUGUUGUACUUAACCUCUCGUCUUCAUCAGCGGAUGGAGUGUGUUCACUUGACAAGGCCAACUUGAAAAGGAGCCGCAAUCAUGUGACAGCCAGUGAGUCAUUAUGAUGCUCACAAGGAGUGAGAUUUUCAAUUUAAGACCGAGAUGGAUGUCUAAUUACCACCAGAAGCAUCCAAAUGAGCUCCAGCCACGGUAUUCAAGUCAAUGGGAGUCCACUGGAAACCAUUCGGUACCUUAAGAUCUCUGCUGGUUCACCAAGACAAGACCCUCGUGAACGUCCCCCAAAGCAACGUUAGUAAGGAAUGCUAUAUUGGCGAAACCACAACGACAUCAAUAACCAAAACUGGUCAAAGCAGUUUAGUUUAGUUCAUAGACUGGAUCCCCGUUAGCCGACGCCUUAGCCACUAAUCUUCCUGGGGUUCACACAGCCGUGACGGGGAAAGGGUCCAGAGGAACGUCGUUCAACAUCAUCGAUGGAGGUAGUUGUGUGUCCUUUAGGUUGCGAGAAACGAAAGGUGUGGAGGUCAAGUUAACCUUCUUAACAUAAAUGUCCCUCCUGUCCUUCACCGUACUGCAUUUGCCAUAACCACAAACGCUCCCAACCCUUCACCAUACCGUAGUUGCCGUGUCGAGAUUUAGUUGAAUUGCCACAUUGGCAGAAGACGUUCAAAUGUCUCUGAACAGACUGAGUUUUGGCAGAAUUGCCCCCAUGUAUGAAUGAAAGGUCAUCACAUGGCCGACGUUCCUUAGAAACUGAACUCUCUCUCUCUUUGGGACAAUUGAGCAAACUCUGCAGUCGAAGACGGCGAGAUGUAAACUAGCCAGUGAGUGAGUGGAGAAUAUUUUUGUCAAAGAAUAUAAGCGUGUCUUAUUUGAUGUUUUGGAGUCGAAGGUUUCGGGGACUGGUGAGCAGGCUGUUGCUGUGUUGUCCUGUAGGCUACUGCCCUCUGUUUGUGAAGUCUAUGUUUCUGUUGUCUUCAGUCAGCUGGUGUCGGUCCGUCUUUGUACAUCUGUACUGAUCAGAAGUAAGCACAAGGCUACAUGUCAGCUUCAGUGAACUCCUCUUGUUGAUGUUUUGUGGUUACUUCUGUCAUUCAGAGUUAAUUGUUACCGUUUGCCUUCACUCGAUUUCAUUCUUACCAGGCCCUUUCAAGGGGAGGACAGAUUUAUCAAAUUUGGGGAUGGCGUUCUAUACGAUAAUCUCCAGUCAUGACAAAUCAACACAACCAUCGUGCAUGCAUCAUUUACCUUUAAUAACACUGUGUACAGUAAUGUUCCCCCGGCAGUGGGUGAAGAGGUAUUGAUGCUGUCAUUUUCUCAAAAGGCUUCCUUUCCAUCAUGGCCACUGGAAUAUAUGCCAAGAGAAAUCCAAUGAAAGACAAAAGGGUGGAAUGUAAAAUACAGGAAAAUAGAUUUUCACCCCCCAAAAAAUCAAAAAUAAAGGCUCAUUUUAUAAAUACUAACUACUUUAAAUACUAAAAGAAUUCCUGCACAUGAUUGGUGGCAUGUUGGAUACUGGGUGUUGCUGAUAUCUUGUGAAAUUUCCUCUGGCUUCAUGUUUUGUUGGUCACAGACUUUGUAGAAUAAUGGUUGUUAAAAACGUCUUAGGGGAUAUGCAAUGAGAAUAAGUAAGUAGAGAAUACUAGGAUCACAUGUAAAUAGGAACGUUGAUGUUGUGUGAAAUACUUGAAAUCCCUUUAAUUAGUUGUUCUUGAAUGUGCUAAAGCUGUGUCUUGUAGAGGCAACCUCAUACUCCUCAUGACAGGAUCAGGAUAGGCGAUAAGAUGCAUGUACAAUGUAAUGAAGCACAGUGUAGCCAAGGACCCGAGAGUAUUUCUAAGUGCCUGAAUACUUCUCUCAUCAUUUUAUUUUUUUAUUUACGUCUUCUUUCUCCAACUCUGGUCUUGGUUCUGAAGCCUCUCUUAGUUUAGGAUUAUCUCUGUUUUAGUGGAUUUGUCGAUUUUAGGUUAAUUUUGCAAAUUAGAAAGAAGACGAAAAACAGGACUCAACCACGCUGAUGUAAAGAGCUGUUCAACUAAACUAUACUGUACCAUAUCACAGUUUUCCGUGCACAGACAAGAUGUGAUGUAGACCGAACUCACAGUUGAGGCUGAACAUGUUAGCACUGACUAUCAUGGUUGUGUUGUAAUAGCAUGACAUCCAGAAAAUGAAAUAAAGGAGGUAUGCAUUGGUU
Pseudoliparis swirei is the source of this 6108-nucleotide messenger RNA. RefSeq names its product leucine rich repeat containing 3B (gene lrrc3b). The transcript is spliced from 3 exons. The coding region runs from base 125 to 970 and encodes 281 amino acids. Lineage: Eukaryota; Metazoa; Chordata; Actinopteri; Perciformes; Liparidae. Gene Ontology annotation, molecular function: protein binding. The record is from RefSeq and is a predicted model, not a curated record.